Molecule: messenger RNA, 300 nt
Organism: Entrophospora sp. SA101
Lineage: Eukaryota; Fungi; Glomeromycota; Glomeromycetes; Entrophosporales; Entrophosporaceae
Source: the annotation of a GenBank genome assembly
AUGCAACAACAUAUUUAUCAAUAUCAACAGAUCCAACAAUUUCAACAACCACAACCAAUGCAAGUGAUAAAACCUAAUCAACCAGUACCACGACUACAAAAAAAUAUAAGACCAAAGCUGUCUUUAGCAGCGCAUGAUACAUAUCAACCACAACAAAUUCAACUUGCCCAGCAGGUUCAACUGAAUGAUCAAACAAAUGGUAAUCCAAAUGUUCAUCGAUCAAAUAUCCAAUCAAAUGAUAUUGAAAUAAUAGAUAUUUCUCCACCAAAUACACCUACAACGAUCAAUGUAUCAUCAUAA